AUGCUCGCUAUUCCUGCUCUAUGGAGCACAGUAUAUGUCACUGAUUCGGAGAAGGAAGAGGACAUGGAGGCUAAAUUACAGACCUUUCUCUCUAUAUCUCGUCCCUAUCGACUGGAUGUAACCGUAUUUAUCAACGCUCGAGAAUCGGACACAAUAGCGCGUCGCCUCGCAGGCCAUACCGAUAGAAUCCGCACACUCAAGAUUGUUGACCUACACCAAGGAUACACAUACCUUACGAUGGCAUGGAUAUCACGCAUUCUCUCAACCAUAGGGCUCCUUCCCAAUCUGGAGCGUCUUCGAGUGGAAGCCCAGACCCCAAUUGGGGGCGAAGAUGCCACUAGAGUGUUUCAACAAGCACCAUCGCUCACUAACUUUCAUGGCAUGUGGCUAAGAGCGACCUUGCCACCACAGCGCGCCUUGCAAUCGCUUGCGCUCGAUCUUUCACCAUAUCAGGUGUGGGAUAUCGCGGAAUCAUAUCCCCGGCUUGAAGAGUUUCGAGUACGACUGACGAAACCGGUCUCGACUUGUGGCUCUACAGAGUUGAGGACUGAAUAUAAAGGGCCAGCAUGGUUCUUCCUCCGAUUUCUUGCCAUGGAAAUUCAUACGACCGGCAUAAAUCACGUCUUUUCUACCUUCACUUCCCGAACUCCCGUCCUGUUCAACUUGCGUGUCAUAUUGACACAGUGGGAGGCUCUUCCCAGUAUACUCAUGAUUCUAGAAGCCUCUCCAAGGCUUGCCUACUUUAUGCUCAAGCUGAAGGUUUCUAGUGGUACCCCUCCUCCUUUACCAAGAAUAGGUCAGACGUCGAUCAAGACCUUACAUCUGACAUGGUCCGGUGCAGAUAUGGAUAUCGUAUUUGAUGCCUUACUUGGGAAAACUCCCUAUGUGAGACAUUUGAAACUGUACGCAGGCAAGGACGCACAGUUUCCGUCGCCCUUCGUUCACCACCUUGGCCAGGUUGAGGAAAUCAACCUAAACUUUCACCAAAGAGGGUUGAAAGUUAAUUUACAGUCUGAUACAUUGCUGAGACUCGAUAUAUCGGCCUUUGCGUUCUUCUCAAAGGCGGGAGACGCAGCUCUGGAUUGUCGGAAUCUCCGAGCAUUGACAUUGAUCAACAAUACACCGAUCUCAUUUCGGCCAAGACAUUCAUUUGAAUGCAUUGGGACAAAGAACUGUGUCUCUCUGCAGGAGCUGUCAUUUCUUGGGACCUGGAGAUUCGAGCCAUUUCCUUCCCUCAACGUCAGGAGCGUUACUUGUCCUCCCAAUCAAAAAUUUAUCACCGACUUACUCUGUUACAUUAUCUAUCAACCCCACGACUGUCCUCGAUUAGAGGAGCUGUCCUUGCAUGCGCAUAGGAUCCCUUGGGACCUCCUCAUCGUCGCAAUCGAGCGGCGAAACACGCUCCCACACAAAUCGAAUGUCGCUCAGCUUAAGCAGAUAACUGUCCUCGAAUCACCAUCUGAUUGGACCCGUAUGCUACUUAUUCGGGCCCUACGAGGCGAGUUUGUCUUCUCUGACCUCGUCUCUGACGGGAGCUAUUCGAUUGAGAAGAUUUGCAAGCAUUAUUUAGAUCACAAUAUCACUGGAUGCCAUAACUGCGCUCUCGCGGCAAGGCCGUGCGAUAUUAGUGUCGGAGAAACAGUAUUUCCGAUACGUUACCCAUUUGAAGUUGCGGCAAAUGCACCUACCCCAGCUACGUACGGUUUGACUCUCGACGACGCUCGCGUGCGCUGGCUUGACCGACGUGGAAGUGUCGCUGGCAAACUUAGUGACGAGUGGAAUAUCUGGACGUCAAGGUACUCCAGAACAAUCGUGGCAGGGCACUCUGCAAACAGCUCUGAACCAGUUAUGUUCUCUGGGGAUAUAACACUUGACUGA
Molecule: messenger RNA, 1878 nt
Organism: Serendipita indica DSM 11827
Lineage: Eukaryota; Fungi; Basidiomycota; Agaricomycetes; Sebacinales; Serendipitaceae
Source: the annotation of a GenBank genome assembly